Saccostrea echinata is the source of this 481-nucleotide messenger RNA. RefSeq lists its product as uncharacterized. The record is from RefSeq and is a predicted model, not a curated record. Lineage: Eukaryota; Metazoa; Mollusca; Bivalvia; Ostreida; Ostreidae. The transcript has 2 exons. The coding region runs from base 1 to 363 and encodes 120 amino acids.
AUGGGUCUCCUUCAGAGCUGUUUUGCUAGAAAUAAUAAAGUUGGCGUGAUGAACGAAGAAAUGGAAGCGUACGAGAAAGUACGAAAAACAAUGGUCACACAGGAAGUGACAGAAAAGCAAGGUGGCGUGGCUUUUGAUCUUACAUUUGUGUCUGAGGAAACUCCUAAGAUGCCUCCACCAAGAUUACUCGAGAACAAAAAGGAGAACUUUGAGAAAUGGCGAGAGUCUCAAGAGAAGGCCCAGGCCCAGAAGCAGGAGCGGGCUCAACAGAAAAGAGAGGAGGUCCGUAUCCAGAAAGAGAUCGAUGUCGCCCACAAGGAGAUGGAGAGGCUCGAGAAAUACAUCAACCUUACUGCCGAAUAAAUUUAACUCCUGAUUCAAUGCUUUAGCUAUAUAUAUGGACAAUUAUUCUGAUAUUUGCAAAUUCAUUUUUCCGAAAGAUUGGUACCAAAGAGAGGACACACGGGCUCCUUUAUUUUGA